Rotaria sordida is the source of this 2124-nucleotide messenger RNA. NCBI's taxonomy places the organism in Eukaryota, Metazoa, Rotifera, Eurotatoria, Philodinida, Philodinidae. The record is from the annotation of a GenBank genome assembly.
AUGAAUGAACGUUUUUCGUCUGAAAAUUUAAUUACAAGUGUAUUCAAAAUAACUGACAAUCGAAAAGACAAAACAGCAAGAGACUUAAGUAAAGAAAGUGCUACGUUUAUGUGGUAUCAAUUAUUAACAGAUAUAUUAAUUAAAAUACCAUAUGACGAUGGUAACGAUGUUAAUGGGGCAUGUAAAGAAAUGAUAGAUGAAUGUCGGUUAUAUUAUACUGAUGAUGAAAGUGAAUUAAGAAAAAUUGACGAUUUUGAAGAAUAUUAUAAUUGUAAACAAGCUCUUUACUGGUAUACUUGUGAUUCAUUCGUAUAUAGAUUGUUAAAUCGAGCAUUUCGUACAGAAAAUAUUGAUGUCAUAUUUAAAUUUCGUUCAUUUAUUACUGAUUUACAUCAACUGAUAGCAUCUGACUAUGCUAAACAACAGCACUCAAUUCAAAAUCCAAUAUUAACAGUCUAUCGUGGACAACAAUUGAACCAAAAUGAACUUGAAGUUAUAAAACAAAACGUAAACGGGCUAAUAGCUAUGAAUAGCUUUCUAUCAACAACAACAAAUCGUAAUUUAGCUGAAGUAUUUGCUGGUAAAAAAAAUAAGGAUGAACAGUUAGAAUCUAUUUUAUUUCAAAUUCAUGUCGAUACCAAGAUAACCACAUUACCAUAUGUUAGAAUUGACGAUAGUGCUGAAGAUGAAAUACUUCUUUCGAUGGGUGGUAUAUUUCGUAUUGAUUCUGUUGAGGAAGAGAAUAAUCAAUGGGUUAUUGAUUUAACAUUGGCAAGUAAUGACGAUGAAGAUGUAAACGAUUUAUUAGAAUUUAAACGCCGACAUUAUAUCGGUAAACGUCCAUCCCUUAAUACACUUGGUGUGUUUCUAUCUGAAAUGGGUGAAUAUGAUAAAGCUGAAAAAUAUUUCGAUUUAUUACUUGAACAAAACGAAAAAAAAUUAGUUAAUCUUACAGAAGAAGAAUUUGCUUCUAUAUUAAACAAUUGCGGCUUUUUAAAUGUUCGAAAAGGUAAUUAUAUCAGGGCUGCUUAUGAUUAUGAAAAUGCACUGCAAAUUUAUUUAAACAUAUCAAAUCAACAUGGUUCAAUGUCUACAUAUGUUAAUUUAGCUAGUCUAAGUAGUUUAACAGGGAGUUAUGCAUUGGCAGUUGAAUAUUUAAAUAAAGUACCAAAUUUAUCAGGGGAAAAUCCAUUACCACUAGAACAAUUUGAUCUUGUUAUUGCACGUUACGUUGGUGUCGGUAUGGGCUAUCGAGAUUGCGGUAAAUUUAAUGUUGCUGAGAAACAUGUGAAAAGUGCACUUAAUUUACAUUUAAAGUAUUAUCCAAAAAAUGAUCCGCGAACCGGAAAACUAUAUGUAAAUCUUGGUUUAAUUAAUAAUGACCUUGGUCGUUAUAAUGAAGCUAUUGAUAAUUUUAAACGCGGCCUUGAAAUCUAUUCAAAAUCUUUACCGCCUGAACAUCCCGAUAUUGGCAUUGCUUAUUCAAAUUUUGGUCUUUCCCAGAUAAAUUAUGGUCAAUAUCAUUUGGGCUUAGAAAAUCUCGAGAAAGCUUCACUGUUUUCAACAAUAAAUGAUUCAUUAAAGAGCAAUAUUUUUAAUAACAUGGGUCUGGCAUAUAAUUGUAUGAAUGACACUAUACAUGCUUUAGAAUUCUACCAAAAAGCACUUCAAUGUGCAUUAAUACGACCAGAAGAUGCUGACUUCUCAUUAAUAGCAACGAUUUAUAAUAACAUUGGAACAAUCUAUUGUGAUAAACAAGAGUAUCAACAAGCAUUGGUUCAAUUCGAAACAGCUCUAAAAUUUCAACUUAAAUCAUUACCAUCUCUUCAUUCUGCUCUAGCUUUAACAUAUAAUAAUAUUGGGACAAGUCAUUAUUAUCAAUUUCGGUAUGCUGAAGCAAUGUAUAACUAUCGAAAAGCAAUUGAUAUACAGUUAGAAACACUUAAAUGGAAUCAUCCAGAUUUAGCUGUAACUUAUAAUAAUAUUGGCAGUGUUCAUCGAAUAAAUAAUGAUAUUGAAUUAGCAAAGAAUAAUUUUGAAUUAGCGCUUGAAAUUGCUUUGCAAUCAUUACCACCAAAUCAUCCAUCUGUUAAAAUGUAUCAAGAACAAUUGUUAUCGUUAUAA